Molecule: messenger RNA, 2664 nt
Organism: Perca flavescens (yellow perch)
Lineage: Eukaryota; Metazoa; Chordata; Actinopteri; Perciformes; Percidae
Product: syntaxin-binding protein 4
Exons: 22
Coding region: 1-2190 (729 amino acids)
Molecular function (GO): protein binding
Source: RefSeq, a predicted model, not a curated record
AUGAUUCUCUCCUCCCAGAAGUUACCCGAGCUCUGGGACUACUUUCUGAUUUACAUCUCAGGAGCCCUAGAGUUUAAUCCUGACUGCAAAGACAUAGACCUUGGACUGUUUCCUCUCAGGAUGAACCCCACCAUUAAGACCAGGACACUAAUGGGUCCAUAUGGAGUAGACAGAGCUGUUCAUUCCUUGGAGUUUACAGACUGUGAGAAUGGCCUGGGGAUUAAAGUGAUUGGCGGAGUGAAGGAGCUAACUGGAGAGGAGUUUGGAGUCUACGUCAAACGGAUUUUACCAGGUGGCCUUGCAUCAAGUGAUGGAAACCUGAUGCCAGGGGACCAGAUCCUGGAGGUGAACGGCGACAGUCUAGUGGGAGUCACAAGUGAAAGAGCUGUGGACAUCCUGAGAGCCGCCUCUGCAACCAAUCUAAUGCGCCUUCUCAUAGCCAGAGACGAGGAAGCAAAGAAAGAAUUUGCUGAGUUGCUGGAGAAGUAUGGAUCUAAUGGUAGCACAGGAUCAACGCGCAACUCUCCCAUACAGCAAGGAGGCCGCUACCUGGAAAGUACAUCAUCUGGUUCCUCGUCUCGCUCCCAGAGUCCUUUGCUGUUGAGCCCAGCGGGCUCUCAGAACAUGUACAACAACGGUGGGCCCAUGCUGCGCUCCCUCAGUCACCCAGGGGAAGGAGUGAUUCAGCUCAUUUCAGUGCCGCGAUCCAGCGGUCUGGGCAUCACCAUAGGAGGGGGCUCCAACCGGCCCGACGGCCCCGCGGUCUUCAUCCAGGAAGUGCUGUCUGGAGGAGACUGUCACCGGGAUGGACGCCUGAGGCCCGGAGAUCAGCUCAUUGCCAUUAACAAGGAGUCCUUGAUAGGUGUGACCCACGAGGAGGCCAAAAGCAUGCUGAACAAAGUCAAAAUCAGCCAAGACAGUGCUGUGGAGAUAGCCUUCAUUCCAGGGAAAGGACUUUUCCCAAGCAGCACAUCUCUCCACAACGGGGUCCAGCGAGCCGCAGGCAACAGCUACAACUCCGGACGCUUAAAAGUCCACAUCAGAUCACCUGAGAUGUGUGCAGAGGAGCCAGCCCCAGUGUCGUCACCUUCUCCAGACAUCUGCCCACCAGAUAUCCAUAUUUCAGGUUCAGCCAGCCAGAGGUCACCAACAGGGGGCAAACCUAAGAUAACACUGGACCCCUACAUACGCCUCAAAUCAGACAAGUUAGACUUGGCUUUGUCCUAUCUCGGCUUGGAUGUCACAGAAGAGAAGAAGAAGAAGUUGAGACAGAGUCUGACAAUAGACCCACAAGGCACUGUGGCCUAUGGAGACUUGGUGGAGGCCACCCGGAACAUUUUCCAGGAGAACCUGGAGGAGCUGGGUUUAGGGGCGGGUCCCUUCAUGUUCUCCUAUCACGAAGCCGCUAGUUUGAUGGACACGUCCGCCUUCCACUCCCCCACAUAUGAAUCAGAGUGCAGCUACAGCAGUGAGGAGAUGGAGCAGUUUCAGACGGAGGUGAAGCAGCUGCAAACCCAGAUGAAGCAGCUCAAGGUGAUGCUGAAGGACAUGGAGCACAGCAAGAAAAGCCUGGAAGAGGAGCUGCAGAGGACCUCUGAGAAAGCAUGUCUGACUGUGGAGGAGAACGCCCUUCUGAAAGAGUCUGCAGGCAGUCGGGCGGGGCUGGCGCUGGGCGGGGGCCAUGGGGCCGGGGCGGCAGGGGCCGGGGCGGCCGGGGCCGGGCAGCGGCAGGCCAGCAGUGCAGAGCAGGACUACGAGGAGGUGAUCCAGCUGCUGGAGGCUGAGAUCAGGGACCUGAAGAACCAGCUGUCCAGCAAGAGGCAAGCACGAGGACUGGAGGCCACCAAGGAGGAGGUGCUAGAUCUGAACAGGAGGCUGACGACUGUUGACUGCCAGCUGAGGAAGUCGGAGCUGAGCAGGAAACACCUGGAGAUCUCCAACAGGAAGCUGCUGGGCUUUGCACAGAAUGUCCACAAAGUGCUGACGACACCCAGCCUGUUUGACGGCGGGAGCAGCAGGUCGUCCCCGGCCACCGACAGCCCAGACACCCCGUCCCCGCUCCCUGACCCCGCCUUCCAGCUGGCUGUGGAGGCCAAAGAGCUGGUGGCAGGAGCCUGCUCGCCCACUGCCGAUGACAACGCGUCAGUGGAGGCAGCGCUGGCCCCAGAUGUCGAGCCUCAUCAUAUGUGAGCAGCAAAGAGCCAGAGAGGGCCCCCGAGAGAGAGGACCCCCGGGCAGCUGAGCCCACCAUGGACCACACCGCGUUAAACAGACUGGACCCCAUCCAAUACACCUCCUCAAAAUAAUGACAUAACUUCCAUAAAUUCACAUCGUCAGUUCAGCGACAGCUUGAACACAACACAGCCAACGUUUUAAUGCCAAAGCUUUGCUCACACACAUCAAAUUUGUGUCUUCUUUUGAAAUAUUCGACGGUCUUUAUGGAGGGCUCAGCGGCGGGAUGUGUGUUGCCCUCAGCCCGGACCCGAGGACUCUCGCCGGUCACCUAUCAGUAACACAAGUCUUUGUGAGAAGUGCUCUGCCAAAUCAAAAGUCGGCUGGAAUCCUAUGUUGUGUUACUCUGACAGCAGGUGGCUGUUGGAGGCGCUGCAUGACCACGUCCACACACGCACGCGCACGCGCGCGCGCGCGCGCACACACACACAC